AUGACCACCUUAGCCGCUCCUCAUCACGAUGCUCUGGUCAUCUCCCUCCAGAUUGCCAACAUCCUAGUCAAGAGAGUAUUCGUAGACGAGGGGUCCUCGACAAACAUCCUCUUCCUUAAAGCAAUGAAGGCCAUGGGACUUGAUGAAUCAAACAUCAGUAGACGACCAACCAUCCUAGUCGGGUUCAGUUUUGAGCAGAAGUACACCAUCGGUGAAAUCGCCUUGUUUGUCUAUGCUAGUGAAGUCAACAAGCAAACCAUCUUCCUAGUGCUUGAUUGCCCCUCACCGUACAACGUCAUUUUGGGUCAACCCUGUAUCCAUGAAAUGCUAGCUGUCCUAUCCACCUUCCAUCAAACUAUCAGGUUUCCAACAAAAUGGGGAGUAAGAGAAAUCAAAGGUGAUCCUAAGGCCUCUAGAGACUGCUACAAAAACACCUUCAAAGGCAAAGGUCAUGCUUCACAACAACUACAAUCCCAUCCAACCCUUCCGACCGAACGAGAUCAACCAUCCAUGGAAGAGUUGGAUGAAGUGCAGAUAUAUUCAAACCACCCCAACUGA
Molecule: messenger RNA, 558 nt
Organism: Pistacia vera
Lineage: Eukaryota; Viridiplantae; Streptophyta; Magnoliopsida; Sapindales; Anacardiaceae
Exons: 1
Coding region: 1-558 (185 amino acids)
Source: RefSeq, a predicted model, not a curated record